Molecule: messenger RNA, 1146 nt
Organism: Cyanidioschyzon merolae strain 10D
Lineage: Eukaryota; Rhodophyta; Bangiophyceae; Cyanidiales; Cyanidiaceae
Product: phosphoribosylpyrophosphate synthetase or ribose-phosphate pyrophosphokinase
Exons: 1
Coding region: 1-1146 (381 amino acids)
Biological process (GO): 5-phosphoribose 1-diphosphate biosynthetic process; purine nucleotide biosynthetic process
Cellular component (GO): cytoplasm; ribose phosphate diphosphokinase complex
Molecular function (GO): ribose phosphate diphosphokinase activity; magnesium ion binding
Source: RefSeq, a predicted model, not a curated record
AUGUUUCUCCAAAGGCCGUCUUCGAAAGUUUUAUUCACGUGCUCUACCGCUGCAGUCGCAGAUGGACGCAGCAGGCUGUCCGCCAAGCGGACCAACCGAGCCACCUGUUGUUCGAAGCGAGGGAACACUGCAGUGUGGUGCCUGCAGUCUGCAGAGCCCCCAGCGUUGGCGCCCUCUGGAGGAGUCUUCUUUGCACCGGCGAAACUGAAACUUUUUGCCGGCAGUUCGAAUAAAGAGUUAGCUUUUGGCGUGGCGCGAUAUCUUGGCAAAGAGGGGCCUGAUGAGCUAAUUUGUAAAAAUUUCGCCGACGGGGAAAAAUACGUGCGCCUCGUCCAAAGCGUGCGGGGUUGCAACGUCUUCAUCCUGCAGUCGACGUGCCAGCCGGUCAAUGAGAACCUCAUCGAGCUCUUGCUUAUGAUAGAUGCGUGUCGUCGAGCCCAUGCGUUUCAAAUCAUUGCGGUCAUCCCGUAUUCCGCGUAUGCUCGAGCUGAUCGGAUCUUUGAUCUGGAUUCGAAGCGCCGGGAGGCACUCACAUCCAAACUUGUAGCGAAUUUGAUCUGUGAAAGCGGCGCGGACCGUGUGAUUCUCGUAGACAUUCAUUCGCCGCAAUCAUGCGGCUUUUUUGACAUUCCCGUGGAACACAUUUAUGCGUCACCUGUUUUGGUUGACUAUGUACAAACAUGCCUCGAAAAUCUUGGAAAUAUCAUCAUUGUUUCACCAGACAUAGGUGGAGUUGCCCGCGCCAGAGCAUACGCAAAAGCACUUGGCGAUGCUCCUUUGGCGAUCGUGGAUAAACGUCGCGACAGCAGAACAAAGCAUGAAGUCAUGAAUCUUGUUGGCGAUGUCGCGGGUAAGGUAGCAAUUGUGGUGGAUGACAUGAUCGAUACUGCUGCAACCGUCUACUCUGCGGGACAGCUUUUGAGGUCGAGUGGUGCUGCCAAGGUCUUGACGCUCGCCACACAUGCCGUGUUCAGCGAGGUGGCGCUCAAACGCGUGUCUUCAGGCCUUUUCGAAGAGGUGAUAGUCACAGAUACUGUACCGGUGCCGCCAGAGAAACAGUUUCCACAGCUCCGCGUUGUUAGCUGUGCGAACCUGAUUGGAGAGGCAAUAUGGAGGGUGCACGAGGAGACUGCGCAUGCCCUGUGA